CCAUUUGGAUACAAGAGCCGUCCCUUUCCACUGUUGAUUUGCUCCGUCUGUGACCCAGCUAGCGUCCCAUUUGCUCUGUCGUACGUGUUUGGUGGCCAUCGUCACCACUGAGCUCUGUCGAAGGUGUGUGUCGCUAUCUCCAUUCGUCUACUCAGGCCCUGUUCAAGGUGUGUCGCGCCGCUGUCGUGUCGUACGAACUGCUUGGUUGCGGCUUCAGUAUCGGCUUACCAAACCCUUACUCAUCUGGGAUUUAAAGAAUCAUGGCCAAAGCUGAAGGUGGCAAGGAACCAGUAAAUGAACAAGCAGUUGCAAAUAUGUAUGCUGCAAUGAGGUCUGAGCUCAACCAAAUUUACUCCAAAAUAACUGAACUGGAGAUGGAAGUUAGUGAGCACACAUUGGUUACCAAUGCCAUUCAACCACUUGACCAAUCUAGACGAUGCUAUCGUAUGAUUGGAGGGGUGCUUGUGGAGAGAACCAUCAAAGAGGUCUUGCCUGCUGUGCAGCGAAAUAAAGAAGGACUCGAAGAGGUUGUGGCAAGGCUUAACGAGGCAUUGGAAAAGAAGAAAAAGGAAAUUUCUGAGUUUGAGGCUAAAUAUAAAAUCAGGAUAAGGAAGGCUGAUGCUGAGGUGAAGGAUGAAUCUGGUAGGAAGGAAGGGUCUGCUCAAGGGGUUCUUGUGGGUCCUGCAGGUGGAAGUGAAUGAUUUGUCUAUUUUUAUUUUGUUUCCUCAAACUAGUAGCCAGAACUUGUCUUACAAUGGGGUGCAGGCAGUUUGAUGAUUUGUUUUUUAUGUAGACUAAGUGCGUGUUUGAAUUAGAUUCAUGUUCCAUCCAUAUAGAAGCAAGUAAAUGUAACUUCUGCAUCAUUUUGACGUGGUUUUGCUGCUUGAACGUGGAUCCAAGACGUGUUUCCAACCACGCUCAUUAGCAAGUAUACCUUGAUAUGACCUUAAGUUUAAUUGCUUUGGGCUGAAAAAAACUUAUCUUCAUUGGUUUGUGUUUAUGUAGAUUUUUGUAUGCAAGACUAGAGCAUAUAAUCGUGUGAUCAAGCUAUUUUGUCUC
Messenger RNA from Glycine soja, 1059 nucleotides. Its product is annotated as probable prefoldin subunit 2. Bases 261 to 701 code for a protein of 146 amino acids. Gene Ontology annotation, molecular function: protein folding chaperone. Gene Ontology annotation, biological process: protein folding. Gene Ontology annotation, cellular component: prefoldin complex; cytoplasm. Lineage: Eukaryota; Viridiplantae; Streptophyta; Magnoliopsida; Fabales; Fabaceae. The record is from RefSeq and is a predicted model, not a curated record. The transcript is spliced from 3 exons.